Hymenoscyphus albidus is the source of this 1432-nucleotide messenger RNA. The record is from the annotation of a GenBank genome assembly. Lineage: Eukaryota; Fungi; Ascomycota; Leotiomycetes; Helotiales; Helotiaceae.
AUGACAUCCCCAACCCCCACGACAACUCCCAGAAUCAUCGAGCUGGCUGCCCAGAUCAGCACCUCAGUCACCCAACUGCAAGAACAUCUCUCAGCUCAAAACCUACCAACCCCAUCAUUCGCUGAGGAAGGUCCUAAUGCCUUCCCACCCGAAGUAUCCCAUUUAAAAAACACCCUCUUAGAUGCAACAGCCUCGCUCCACGAGCUACUCCUAGAACCCCUAUCCCUACUCUUCAAAUUCGCCGCUGUAAGCAUACCCCCCACCCCAAGACUUGCCUUACCAUAACCACUUUAACAAAUCCAGAUCUCCAAUCUAGUAAGCAUCGGCGCAAUCAACCGUUACAAAAUCCCCGAUAUGAUCUCCACCGGUGGCCAGCUCUCCUUCAGUGAAAUUUCUCAAAAAAAAGGUCUAGAGAAAGGAUCUAUCAGACGCCUCCUUAGACAUGUAAUGAGUAUGCGGAUCCUGACUGAACCUGAGCCGCAAAUGGUAGCACAUACUCGGAUCUCGAAAUUCAUGACGGUUCCGGAUAUCGGGAGCUGGGUUGAGUUUGAGAGUAGGGAGACUUGGCCUGCUACUCCUAGAGUAAUUGGAAAAGAAUGGAUAGGAGUGAACUGACUUACGUACUUCGUCCUAGAUUGUAGAUGCGAUUCAGAAAUGGCCGAAUUCACAGGAAGCUAGCGAGACUGUAGGUAUUUCCCUAUCCUACUGUCUCCUACACAAAUAUAUAUCUCCAUAUCAUUUGGACCGUCCCAAUUCUUGAUGUCCAGACUACCGCCCGUACUAAUACACACAGGCUUUCAUCCUUGCCAACAAUGGCCUCUCAAUCCCACAAAUCCUCACCACAGACCCCUCACGAGCCCAGCGUUUCGCAUCCGGAAUACAAGCCAUCAACCACGUCCCGGGCUACUCCCUCAUCGACAUCCCCACAAUCUACGAUUGGGCAUCUCUAGGCGACGUGACCAUCAUCCAUAUCGCCGGAUCCAGGGGCCAAGCCGCCAUCGAGCUAGCGAGGAAAUUUAAAACCCUCAAAUUCCUCGUUCAAGACUCCGCGAAUAUGAUUCAAGGCGCAGAAUCAGGUGUUCCGGAGGAGCUAAAAGGACGGAUCGAGUUUAUGGCUCACGACAUCUUUGCACCGCAGACGAUCAAGGUACCGAUCUAUUUCUUCCGCAUGGCUUUUCGUGGGUUGAGCGAUAAACACGCCGUCCAACUUUUGAGAGCGCAGAUUCCGGUUCUUGACCGUGGGACGAAGAUCCUUGUUCAGGAUUUAUGUAUGCUAGAGCGCGACAGUAUCCCCUUGUGGCGAGAUAGAAUUUCACGGUACGUGACAUAGCUAAGUAUCCUUGCAAUUCAGAAAAAUAAGAGAAUAAGAAAAUUAGUGGAAACUCGUACUAAUAGGAACCUUUUCAGAUCCGCAGAUCUAGCUUUGCAAUGA